Cooperia oncophora is the source of this 4281-nucleotide messenger RNA. Lineage: Eukaryota; Metazoa; Nematoda; Chromadorea; Rhabditida; Trichostrongylidae. The record is from the annotation of a GenBank genome assembly.
AUGACGGCAUCAUCGUCAAAGCAGAACUCGCCCAAGAAGAUUUCGAGAACACAAAAGCGUUUGACUCAGAGCCUCCCUCUGCAAGCACUAGCUGGAGAACCACCUUGUUUCGUCCAGGAAGCUUCUUUCGAAGGACCCUGUACUGAACGAUAUAUUGAAGCUGAUACUGCGAAUCGUGCGCAAAUCGUGGCUCUUGUGAAGCCUGAAGACCUACAAGUUGAAGGAGCAACAUCAUCUAACGAAAUAGGCUUGAGCUGCAUUUUUGAGAGAUCCUAUGAGAACAACGGUGCGCACCAUAUCGAAGGGGAUUCCGCAAGUUCAUCCACAAGUUGGAAUGAGUGCAAUAUCAAUGCCGAAUUCUCGAAGAAGAGCAGGUCCUCAAAAGUAAGUCGGAGGAUGAAGGAAGAUAAUCUGUACAGAAAUGCUGUAACGUCCAGCAGAGCCAGACAUGCACAGUCAGCUGGUCUGAAAAGUAACAACGGCAGCUCCGAUAACUCCUCCAUGAACCCUGAAAAUAAUGCAGAGAAGCACAGCAUAAUAAGGACCAGCGAAAAAACAUCAUUUGCUGAGCGAAACUCGAACAUUCUGUUGAAAAAGACUGCUAAUUAUCAAGAUCUUCUAGCAAUGGAAGAGCAGUACCGCACGGCCGCCAUCGAGGACGGGGAAAACUAUGCUGAGAAGAUUUUCGAGAAACAAACAAUUGAUCAAGUUGCUUUUAGCGAGCAGAAUUCAAGGGUUCGAUUGAGAAAAAGUGACACAAAUGAUGACAUUGAGAAACGUUUGAAUGCAAACCAGUCCGACCAAAUCACAUUUAGUGAGCACACGGCUAACGUACGCUUACAAACCUCUAGCGUAGAUCAAAACCAAGACAGCUGUGCCGAAGAAAUUCUGAGUCUGAAAACAGCUGAUCAAACGUUUCUCAGCGAACGCACCGUUAGGUCCUCGAGAUCAAAGAAAGUCGAGCAAACGGCAUUAUCUGAAUGUUGGUCGAAAAUCAAAUUGACUGAAUCUGGUCAGCAUCAUCAAAGCAGCAGCUCUGAAUUAUUCAGUGGUGACAAGAUAGUGAACCAGGCCACUUUUAGUGAACGCUCCUCGAAUUUUCGGCUUCUGAAGUCCAGCGACUCUGAAAACGUCAUCGAAAAGACCUUGAACGACAUUCAAUGCAGCAGGGCCACCCUAAGCGAGUACAGUUCCAGUGUAAAUCGAACCAGCUGUAAUGAGAAUUGCAAUGGAAAUGCCGAAGUGACUCUGCACGAGAAAGUAAAUGGACAAAUUACUUUUAGCGAACAGUCCCAAACAUCAGGGCAAAGGCAACACACAGGACCAGUUCAAAGCCGAGGUGUUUCUCAACAACAAGAUAGAAGACAGUAUGAGCUUUCACUGAAAGGACGCGAGGCGAGCGUCAGGGCGACAGUGCCGAAAAGACCAUCGGAGAAAAGUCGGAAGACAGCACGAGCUUCAGUGAGAGAUCUACGAAAGCCAAACUCAGCAAGAAGAGAGAACGAUCUGAUGGCAGUGUCAACAGGACUCUUGGUGAAAAGACAGAAAAAAGUACGAGCUUCAGUGAGGGAAGUGUGGGAGCUAUGCUCACAAAGGAAGGAGAACGUCAUGAAAAUGUCGUCGAAGGGACCAUUGGUGAAAAGGCAGAAGGCAGUACGAGCUUCAGUGAAAGAUCAGCCAAAGCUGAAGCUCACGAAGAAGGGAGAACCUCGUGAUGACGGUGUGGAGAAGACCAUUGGUGAAAAGGCAGAAGACAGUACGAGCUUCAGUGAAAGAUCAGCCAAAGCUAAGCUCACGAAGAAGGAACGUCGUGAUGACAGUGUGGAGAAGACCAUUGGUGAAAAGGCAGAAGACAGUACGAGCUUCAGUGAAAGAUCAGCCAAAGCUAAGCUCACGAAGAAGGAACGUCGUGAUGACAGUGUGGAGAAGACCAUUGGUGAAAAGGCAGAAGACAGUACGAGCUUCAGUGAAAUGUCUAGGAAAGCUAAACUUACGAGCAAGGGAGAACGUCGUGAUGACAGUGUAGAGAAGACCAUUGGUGAAAAGACAGAAGACAGUACGAGCUUUAGUGAAAGAUCAACCAAAGCUGAGCUCACGAAGAAGGAACCUCGUGAUGACAGUGUGGAGAAGACCAUCGGUGAAAAGGCAGAAGACAGUACAACCUUCAGUGAAAUGUCUACGAAAGCCAAACUUACGAGCAAGGGAGAACCUCGUGAUGACAGUGUGGAGAAGACCAUUGGUGAAAAGGCAGAAGACAGUACGAGCUUCAGUGAAAGAUCAGCCAAAGCUAAGCUCACGAAGAAGGAACGUCGUGAUGACAGUGUGGAGAAGUCCAUUGGUGAAAAGGCAGAAGACAGUACGAGCUUCAGUGAAAGAUCAGCCAAAGCUAAGCUCACGAAGAAGGGAGAACGUCGUGAUGACAGUGUGGAGAAGUCCACUUGGCGAAAGGCAGAAGACAGAACAAGCUUCAGUGAAAGAUCAGCCAAAGCUAAGCUCACGAAGAAGGGAGAACGUCGUGAUGACAGUGUGGAGAAGACCAUUGGUGAAAAGGCAGAAGACAGUACAAGCUUCAGUGAAAGAUCAGCCAAAGCUAAGCUCACGAAGAAGGGAGAACGUCGUGAUGACAGUGUGGAGAAGACCAUUGGUGAAAAGGCAGAAGACAGUACGAGCUUCAGUGAAAUGUCUACGAAAGCCAAACUUACGAGCAAGGGAGAACCUCGUGAUGACGGUGUGGAGAAGACCAUUGGUGAAAAGGCAGAAGACAGUACGAGCUUCAGUGAAAGAUCAGCCAAAGCUAAGCUCACGAAGAAGGGAGAACGUCGUGAUGACAGUGUGGAGAAGACCAUUGGUGAAAAGGCAGAAGACAGUACGAGCUUCAGUGAAAUGUCUACGAAAGCCAAACUUACGAGCAAGGGAGAACCUCGUGAUGACAGUGUGGAGAAGUCCAUUGGUGAAAAGGCAGAGGACAGUACGAGCUUCAGUGAAAGAUCAGCCAAAGCUAAGCUCACGAAGAAGGGAGAACGUCGUGAUGACAGUGUGGAGAAGUCCAUUGGCGAAAAGGCAGAAGACAGUACAAGCUUUAGUGAAAGAUCAGCCAAAGCUAAGCUCACGAAGAAGGAGAACGUCGUGAUGACAGUGUGGAGAAGUCCAUUGGUGAAAAGGCAGAAGACAGUACGAGCUUCAGUGAAAGAUCAGCCAAAGCUAAGCUCACGAAGAAGGAACGUCGUGAUGACAGUGUGGAGAAGACCAUUGGUGAAAAGGCAGAAGACAGUACGAGCUUCAGUGAAAGAUCAGCCAAAGCUAAGCUCACGAAGAAGGAACGUCGUGAUGACAGUGUGGAGAAGACCAUCGGUGAAAAGGCAGAAGCAUACCAAGGGAGAACGUCGUGAUGACAGUGUAGAGAAGACCAUUGGUGAAAAGACAGAAGACAGUACGAGCUUUAGUGAAAGAUCAACCAAAGCUGAGCUCACGAAGAAGGAACGUCGUGAUGACAGUGUGGAGAAGACCAUUGGUGAAAAGGCAGAAGACAGUACGAGCUUCAGUGAAAGAUCAGCCAAAGCUAAGCUCACGAAGAAGGAACGUCGUGAUGACAGUGUGGAGAAGACCAUUGGUGAAAAGGCAGAAGACAGUACGAGCUUCAGUGAAAGAUCAGCCAAAGCUAAGCUCACGAAGAAGGGAGAACGACGUGAUGACAGUGUGGAGAAGUCCAUUGGUGAAAAGGCAGAAGACAGUACGAGUUUCAGUGAAAGAUCAGCCAAAGCUAAGCUCACGAAGAAGGGAGAACGUCGUGAUGACAGUGUGGAGAAGUCCAUUGGUGAAAAGGCAGAAGACAGUACGAGCUUCAGUGAAAGAUCAGCCAAAGCUAAGCUCACGAAGAAGGGAGAACGUCGUGAUGACAGUGUGGAGAAGUCCAUUGGUGAAAAGGCAGAAGACAGUACGAGCUUCAGUGAAAGAUCAGCCAAAGCUAUGCUCACGAAGAAGGGAGAACGUCGUGAUGACAGUGUGGAGAAGUCCAUUGGUGAAAAGGCAGAAGACAGUACGAGCUUCAGUGAAAGAUCAGCCAAAGCUAAGCUCACGAAGAAGGGAGAACGUCGUGAUGACAGUGUGGAGAAGACCAUUGGUGAAAAGGCAGAAGACAGUACGAGCUUCAGUGAAAGAUCAGCCAAAGCUAAGCUCACGAAGAAGGAGAACGUCGUGAUGACAGUGUGGAGAAGACCAUUGGUGAAAAGGCAGAAGACAGUACGAGAUUUAGUGAGAGAUCAGCCAAAGCUAAGCUCAUGA